GAUGUACCAUAGGCUGCAGCACAGACUGCAGGACAGACAGAGCUGGUGGUGGCUUCAUCUCUGCAGCAGCAGCAGCAUCAUCUGACACCUCCAUUGUUAUACAUGUGCAUUGCCCAGCACAGGAGGCACACACAUCCCACCCAUUGCCCAGCACAGGAGGCACACACAUCCCACCUAUUUCCCAGCACAGGAGGCACACACAUCCCACCUAUUGCCCAGCAUAGGAGGCACACACAUCCCACCCAUUGCCCAGCACAUCUGCCUUUGCCUGUCACAGCGGGCACACAGAUAUACCCAUUGCCAGCACAGCAGGUACACGCAUCCCCCCAUUGCACGGAGGAAGAGGCAGAUGAACCCCUCCCCAGGCUACACCGCAUGCAGAUGAGCCCGCACAGCCGGCCGGACACCGCAGCCAUCCUCUCACAUCUGCAGCGUGCUCAUCUCUCCGUCCCCGGGGCAUCACCCACCCCAGCUCGGCUGUGAGGACUGGAUUUAGGGGCUACCCGGCUCACUGUGACCCCCUGCCUGCAGGAUUACCCUCAGCUCACUACUUGCGCCCCCACUCAGCUGCUGCAGCGCACUGUGCCCGGAGCAUCCUCACACCCCGACCAUGGCUGAGGCCAAUGAAUGCAGCAUCAAGGUCCUGUGCAGGUUUCGCCCAUUGAAUCAGUCGGAGGUGCAGAGAGGAGACAAAUACCUGCCCGUGUUCCAGGGCGAUGACGCUGUGAUCGUCGGGGGAAAACCCUAUGCGUUUGACCGCGUAUUCCCUCCAAACACGACUCAGGAGCAGGUCUACCAUGCCUGCGCAAUGCAGAUUGUUAAAGAUGUGCUGGCUGGAUACAAUGGGACCAUCUUUGCUUAUGGGCAAACUGCCUCGGGGAAGACCCACACCAUGGAGGGUAAGCUCCAUGAUCCGCAGCUAAUGGGGAUAAUACCCAGAAUCGCGAGGGACAUAUUCAACCACAUCUACUCCAUGGAUGAGAACCUGGAAUUCCAUAUCAAGGUUUCCUAUUUUGAGAUUUACUUGGAUAAAAUUAGAGACCUGCUGGAUGUAUCUAAAACAAACCUCUCUGUGCAUGAGGACAAGAACCGAGUUCCAUACGUCAAGGGCUGCACCGAGCGUUUUGUGUCCAGUCCAGAGGAGAUCCUGGAUGUGAUUGAUGAAGGAAAGUCCAAUCGCCAUGUUGCUGUCACAAACAUGAAUGAGCACAGUUCCCGUAGUCACAGCAUCUUCCUUAUCAAUAUCAAACAGGAGAAUGUGGAGACGGAGCAGAAGCUGAGUGGGAAGCUGUAUUUGGUUGACCUGGCAGGCAGUGAAAAGGUCAGUAAAACCGGAGCUGAAGGUUCUGUUCUGGAUGAAGCUAAGAACAUCAACAAAUCUCUAUCUGCCCUGGGAAAUGUCAUAUCCUCUCUGGCAGAAGGAGCGAAAGGAUACGUUCCCUACAGAGACAGCAAGAUGACCCGAAUCCUCCAAGACUCUUUGGGUGGGAACUGUAGGACAACCAUGUUCAUCUGCUGCUCCCCAUCCAGCUACAACGACGCAGAGACCAAGUCUACACUCAUGUUUGGCCAGAGGGCCAAGACCAUCAAGAAUACUGCAUCCGUCAACUUGGAGCUGACAGCUGAACAGUGGAAGAAGAAGUAUGAGAGGGAGAAGGAGAAGAACAAGACCAUGAAGGAGACCAUUGAAAAGUUGGAAGCUGAACUGAGUCGCUGGAGGAGUGGUGAGAACGUGCCUGAGACAGAGCAGCUGAGUGACGAGGAUCAGCUCAUACAGGACACCUGUGAUGAGACACCAGUCAAUGAUAAUAACUCUUCCAUCGUGAUCAGAAUCUCAGAAGAGGAGAGGAGGAAGUAUGAGGAGGAAAUCCGAAAGAUGUAUAAGCAGCUGGAUGACAAGGACGAUGAGAUCAACCAGCAGAGUCAGCUGGUAGAAAAGCUCAAGCAGCAAAUGCUGGAUCAAGAUGAGCUCUUAGUAUCCACCCGGGGAGACAAUGACAAGGUGCAGAUGGAACUGAGUCGCUUGCAGUCAGAGAAUGAUUGCGCCAAGGAAGAAGUGAAGGAGGUUCUGCAGGCUCUAGAGGAACUAGCUGUAAACUAUGAUCAAAAGUCCCAGGAAGUGGAGGAUAAAACUCUAGAGAACCAAAUCCUUGCUGAGGAGCUGUCCCAGAAAGUUGCCACUCUCCUUGCUCUGGAAAAUGAUUUACAUCGUCUGCAGGAGUACAGUACACAUCAACGUAAGCGGAUCGCAGAGGUUCUCAAUGGCCUUAUGAAAGACCUGAGUGAGUUCAGUGUCAUUGUGGGCAAUGGAGAAUUUAAACUGCCCAUAGAGAUCAGUGGUGCCAUAGAGGAAGAGUUCACCGUGGCACGCCUGUAUAUCAGUAAGAUCAAAUCUGAGGUGAAAUCAGUGGUUAAACGGUGUCGUCAGCUGGAGAACCUCCAGGUGGAAUGUCACCGUAAGAUGGAAGUGACUGGGCGAGAGCUGUCCUCAUGCCAGCUGCUUAUAUCACAGCAUGAGGCUAAGAUCAGAUCUCUGACGGAGUACAUGCACAGCGUGGAGCUGAAGAAACGGCAGCUAGAGGAGUCCUAUGACACGCUAAGUGAGGAGCUAACCAAGAUGCAAGCUCAAGAAAACAUAACAGAGGUAGCAGCGAAGGAUAAAGAGCUGGAUAUGAUGGAUGCUCGUGAGGUGAAGGUCCUGGAGAUGCAGAUGGAGAGCCACCGUGAGGCCCAUCAUAAGCAGCUGGCACGUCUCAGGGAUGAGAUUAAUGAGAAGCAGAAGAUCAUUGACGAGCUGAAAGAUCUGAACCAGAAACUGCAGCUGGAACUGGAGAAGCUGAGGGCUGACUAUGAGAAGCUGAAGAGUGAGGAACAUGAGAAGAGCAGCAAGCUGCAGGAACUGACAUUUCUAUACGAGAAGCACGAACAGUCCAAGCAGGAUCUUAAAGGGCUCGAGGAGACCGUUGCCCGUGAACUUCAGACCCUCCACAACCUUCGGAAGCUUUUUGUUCAAGACGUCACAUCUCGAGUCAAGAAAAGUGCUGAAAUGGAACCUGAGGACAGUGGGGGGAUUCAUUCCCAGAAACAGAAGAUUUCCUUUCUUGAGAACAACCUGGAGCAACUUACAAAGGUUCACAAACAGCUGGAUGACUGGGUUUCGAAGCUGGUUCGUGACAAUGCAGAUCUUCGUUGUGAGCUUCCUAAACUGGAAAAACGUCUUCGGGCUACGGCUGAGAGAGUUAAGGCCCUGGAGGGUGCACUGAAAGAGGCCAAGGAGGGUGCAAUGAAGGACAAGCGAAGGUACCAACAAGAGGUGGACCGCAUUAAGGAGGCUGUACGCUACAAGAACACAGUGAAACGCACACACACGGCACAAAUUGCCAAACCAAUCCGACCUGGACACUACCCUGCAUCUUCCCCCACCAAUUCCUAUGGAGUCCGUAGUUCCGAUUCACUUAGUUACACUAACAACAUUUUCCAGCAAUACCAAAAUAUGUACAUGCAUUCAUCCAGUCCUACCAAUGAUACAUUUUUCACCAACCCAUGUUCCACUGCAAGGAGCAGUUCUUCCACUAGCAGCUUGACUUCCUACCAGAAGAUGAAUGUGGAUAACGGCAAUGCUACAGACAUCAAUGAUAACAGAAGUGACUUGCCAUGUGGCUGCGAGGCUGAUGACCAGUCCCAGUUAUUUCCCCUUCAUCAGGAGACUGCAGCCAGCUAAUAACAUCGUUCACAAGUUAUCUCCUCUCACCUACACUUCAAGUCUCCGAAGGAACUGAAGCUUAUUCCCAGCAUGCUGCAAGUUAGCUUCAUGUGGCCUCUGCUGCCCAAACAUUAUCCUCCCUGUAUGACUCUCGCUCAGUGUCUUUCUACCGUGCUCUGUUAAUGUUCUGUAUACUAACAGCUGCUAAUGUUUAUUCUAUACCUUUGCAAUGCACUCAAUUAUGUACCCACUUGUGUUUUAAACUCAAUCCUCUAGAAAGAUUUAUUGUAUAUCUGUCGAAUCACACACUGUGUCAUUUACAUGGGGUUAGAAUUGUAUCAGAAGGCGUGGAAUAAAAGGUGACAAUUAAAAUAAAGUAAUGUUGUUUUUUCGGUGCUACGGCCUUGACAAUGUAGUGGGGUUUACAAGUUUGGAUGAUUAAAUAAUUUAAAGGGAAACUUUCAUUAAAAUGUAACUUUUAUCUGCUUAUUGAAGCAUGAUGUCCUUUGAAUGUGUGUGCUGUUCAAAAAGAUUGCAUAUGUACAAUACCAGCCGUCCACAGAGAGUAGUUAUUAAAAAUGAUUCAUUAUUAAUAGUGACCUCCAGGGCUGCCAUCAGAAAUUGUGGGGUCCAGUACAAAUGAAACAGGCAGCACCCCCGUGACUACCGCUGCAUGGUGGACACAGAUUGUGUAUCAUGUGGCUCAUUGUGUCCAUCACACUACUGAAAUGUAGCACAUGCCCCUCAGACCUACCGACAUGCCCUUCAGACUACACGAUAACCCUUUGAAGUAAGAAUAAUUAGUAAUGAUGACUUAGACAAGGAAGAUUGUGCUUACCCGAGAUCCUUUGGUUCAGUUAUGUGGCGUUGGACACGGUCAGGCCUCCGUUUGUUCACACCACUUCUGAACAUAGCUACCAACCAGAAGAGGAAGAUGGAAAGGCAUGAAGAGGGGUUAAGUGAAAGACGAGGGGGGAAUAAUCAUGGUGCAAGAAGAUUGUGGGUGCAUAUGUGAGAAGAAAGAGGCAAAAAAGAUGGAAUAAGGGGACAAAGGGAGACAUACACAUAGAGUGGGCAAAAUAAUAGGACAGACACCCAAAAUGUGGGGACUAGGGGGUAUAUUUACCAAAGGUCAAUUUCCAUCGAUUUAAAAAUGAUCUACAGUCAAUCAAUGUUGUUUUUCCAGGCCUAUAACACACAUUUACUAACAUUUAAAAAAAAUAUAUAAAUAUCAACUGUUAGUAAAUGUGUGUUUUAGCCCUUGAAACACAACACCAAUUUAGAUAUCCAUCUAUCGUAAAAUCAAUGAAAAUUGAUCUUUUGUUAAUAUCCCAGAGUUCAUGCAAACAAUUGGGGGGUGGGGGGGGGCUUAAAGACUACAACACGUGGGUAGGAAGCAGACACAAAAAUGUGGAGAAAAAAGCAAUAGGAGGAGAGGUGGUGACACACAUGGAGAGGCAAUAGUCCAUGACAAGGGGGCCUUCUGAGAGGUAGGGAUCAGCAGAGCAGUGAGACCUUCUGGGAGAGAGGUACCUGGGUACGUGCCUCCUCACCCACACACGCAUACCUUUAACAUGGCUCUGCUAAUCAAAAUCACAGUUUGCAUCUUGGAUUAUUGGUCAUGGCUAGCCAUCUUGUCAGUCCGGACCCCACACACCCCCUGUGUGACCUCCGAUCAAACAUUUGUGUAAUUUGGGAAAACAAUUGUACAACCAAAUGUGGUUAUAUUGUAAACAACAGUUUAAUUACUUUACAGCACAAAAAUCAAAAUAAUACUUAAUUGGGAAAAGUCAAUACAGUUAAGAUUAAAUCUAUUUAAUGAAACUUUCCCUUUAAAAAAGCAUGAUGCAAUGCACUAUUUUAUCUCCAUGUUAAAUAGAGGACAUCUGCAUCUUGAAUACAAAACAUUAUUUUUGUUUUAUUUUUUGAUUAUAAAAUAAUCAGAACAAUUUACAAUAAAGAUACUUCAACUGUA
Pseudophryne corroboree (corroboree frog) is the source of this 5678-nucleotide messenger RNA. It is a transcript of the gene KIF5A, whose product is annotated as kinesin family member 5A. The transcript has 30 exons. The record is from RefSeq and is a predicted model, not a curated record. Gene Ontology annotation, molecular function: microtubule motor activity; microtubule binding; ATP binding. The coding region runs from base 611 to 3721 and encodes 1036 amino acids. Gene Ontology annotation, cellular component: microtubule. Lineage: Eukaryota; Metazoa; Chordata; Amphibia; Anura; Myobatrachidae. Gene Ontology annotation, biological process: microtubule-based movement; mitotic cell cycle.